Molecule: messenger RNA, 390 nt
Organism: Syzygium oleosum
Lineage: Eukaryota; Viridiplantae; Streptophyta; Magnoliopsida; Myrtales; Myrtaceae
Product: disease resistance protein Pik-1-like
Exons: 3
Coding region: 1-390 (129 amino acids)
Source: RefSeq, a predicted model, not a curated record
AUGAAGAAGGUCGUGAUUAAGGUGUGCAUGAACGACGAUACCGCGAGAUUUUAUUGUUUCGGCCCCCGAAGCUCUCGCUGCAAAGCUAUGAGAGUUGCUACUGGCUUCGCAGGAGUUCAAUCCGUGGCACUGGUGGGAGAUGACAAGGACCGAAUCGAGGUGGUUGGAGAAAGGGUUGAUGCGGUCAAGCUCACCACUUUGCUCAGAAAGAAUGUCGGGUUCGCGGAGAUAGUGACCGUGGGUGAGGCUGACGCGAAAAAAAACGAGAAUGAAGACACGGCGGCACAGCCCGUCAUCUGGUCGUACGUCGGCGGGGUCCCGCACCGUGAAAUCGUCUACGUUAUGGAUCCAUACCCACAUUAUAGCGAACCCUCGUGCUCGAUCAUGUAG